This is a messenger RNA of Pseudogymnoascus destructans, 975 nucleotides long. RefSeq lists its product as uncharacterized. The record is from RefSeq and is a predicted model, not a curated record. The coding region runs from base 1 to 975 and encodes 324 amino acids. NCBI's taxonomy places the organism in Eukaryota, Fungi, Ascomycota, Leotiomycetes, Thelebolales, Thelebolaceae. Gene Ontology annotation, molecular function: catalytic activity. The transcript has 2 exons.
AUGAUCGCUUCAAGAAGUAACCUCGAACGAUAUGGAUAUGGCAACUACGAAAUUGAGACUUGGCAGCCGCUUGGCUUCAGUACGGACAGAAUACGAACUACAAAGGUUCAUAUUCAAGAUCAAGUCUUUGCCGUCCAUGUUGCAGAUAUUACCACUCAUACGAAUAUCGAGAAACAAGCUGAAAUUGAAUCCGAAGAAUUUUUGACCCCAUCGGAUGAUGAAAUCCACCAUGAUCUUGUUCUGGAGGCUGACGUUAAAGCAUUCACGGUCGAUAACUGCUCCAAUGGCGAACUAUCAAGAGCUGCUGACCUUGGUCUCGCCCAACUUCACGAUAUGAGAACAAAUGCCGAGAUGAUAGCGAAUCUAGCCCCAAUCGGAGCUCCCGUAAUUGCUGACAUGGACACCGGCUAUGGCGGACCUCUUAUGGUUGCAAAAUCUCUGCAACAAUACCACCUUGCUGGGGUUGCAGGAUUCCAUAUUGAAGACCAAGUGGCACAGAAAAGAUGUGGGCAUUUAGCUGGCAAGGAAGUGGUGAAUAUUGAGGAAUAUGCCAGCCGUAUCAAGGCCUGUGUGUACAAGCGGAAGCAACUUCGUUCUGACAUCGUCAUCAUCGCACGCACAGAUGUACUCCAGAGUCGUGGAUAUGUAGCAGCAAUGGAACGUGUGCACCGAGCCAGAGACUUGGGCGCCGAUAUGGGGAUUCUGGAGGGCGUGCAAAGCAAAGAGCAGGCCGCACAGGCUGUCAGAGAGCUGGCGCCGUGGCUGAUGUGCUACAAUAGUGUCGAGAACGGCGUCUCUCCAUUAAUCUCGGCAGCGGAAGCUGAACAGAUGGGCUACAGGAUUAUCAUAUUUUCAUUUGCCUGUUUAGCACCCGCAUAUGAAGCAAUCAAAAGUACGUUAGAGAGACUUAAGGGUAUCGGGUUGACAGGGAGCUCUGUAUCUCCAAUGACGAUAUUCGAAGUCUGCGGGCUUUGA